AUGCAAGUACUCUCAUUCUAUCAUAUUUGUGUUUUGAUAAGUUUCUGCAUUCUAGGAGCCCCCGGAUCUGCGAGGGCAAUUGGCACUGAAGAAAUUCAACCUAAACCGAAAAUGUCAGCUGGUGAUGCAGUAAAGUACGAUAUAGUUGAGCGAGGAUCCCUUUAUAGUCUUGAUUACCGAAUUUUCAUAAGUGAGUCAUAUACUCAGCGAGUGUUUUCUUUGCAAGAGGGUCCUGAUGGAGUUUUGUCUCCAUGGCAUGACAUCCCUCUCUAUGCUGACGAAAGUAAGAAGAUUUUCAACAUGAUCGUUGAGAUUCCUCGUUGGACGAAUGCUAAAAUGGAGGUGGGUAAAAACGGUCUCGUUCCAUCCCAAUUUCAUAUCUUUCUGGUUAAGAUGGCUACUAAAGAAGCCAUGUCACCCAUCAAGCAGGAUGUAAAGAAGGGAUUGCCUCGAUUUGUGCACAAUAUCUUUCCGCAUAAGGGAUACAUCUGGAAUUAUGGGGCUCUCCCACAGACGUGGGAAGAUCCUAACCACCUUGUGCCUGAAACCAACGCUAUUGGUGAUAAUGAUCCAAUUGAUGUCUUGGAUAUCGGAUCCAAAGUGCAGAAACGAGGUGCUGUCAUCCAGGUGGGAAAUUUUGUUCUGUCAUGAUC
Strongylus vulgaris is the source of this 653-nucleotide messenger RNA. The record is from the annotation of a GenBank genome assembly. NCBI's taxonomy places the organism in Eukaryota, Metazoa, Nematoda, Chromadorea, Rhabditida, Strongylidae.